UGUUCGCCGUUAGCUAUAGUUAGCUGCAUUAGCGUUGUAUGUGAGGACGGAAGCUGGAACGCAACAAUGUCAGCGCAAACAAUUACUGUGACUGUCGCAUACGGAUCAACUAAGCACAGCAUCACUCUAACAAGUCAAGAGGAUGGAACGGGACCCACUGUUAAAGACUUAUCAGACGCUCUUAAUGAAGCUACUGGGGUCCCACCGGCCUCACAGAAACUCAUUUUUAAAGGAAAGUCUCUGAAGGACAUGGAAGCGAGUCUCUCCAGCUGCGGAGUGAAAGAGGGCUGCAAACUCAUGAUGAUUGGAAAGCGGAACAGCCCAGAGGAAGAGGCUGAACUAAAGAAGCUGAAAGAAAUUGAAAAGUCUGUGGAGCAGACAGCUAAAAAACUGGAGAUGGUAGAUGGGGAAUUAACUGGAUUAAAGAACGGCUUCCUCGCAAAAGACCUCCAGGCAGAAGCGCUCAGUAAACUAGAUCACAGAGUAAAAAUAGCAGCUGAGCAGUUCAUGAAAAUCCUGGAGCAGAUAGAUGCCAUGGCCAUCCCAGAMAAUUUUACCGACUGCAGAACAAAGAAGAAGGGUCUUGUGAAAACAGUGCAGGAUUUUCUGGCUCAGUGCGACAGGAUCGAGGCUUGUAUAUCAGACCACCUAUCAAAGAUCCAGUCUAAAAACCUGGCUCUGGCAGAGUAAUCAACUCCCCUAUGUCGUGUGCUUUAAGUUGCUCUGUGAGCAAAGCAAAGGUCUCAGAGUGCUUCAAGUAAGAAGCAGAUCCUACUUUAUUUAUUGUGAAGAGGGWGCUGUAGGGACAAACAAUCAAUCAUUUGAAAACAUGGGCUGUUGGUUAUCAACAUCGGUGUCUGAAUACAUACUGGACCUCUGCAGUCUGUAUACUUUCUACCAUAACACUCCAGUCUUUUUUAUUUUUUUAAGGCUUUAUUGGCUCUAGUGGCCUUUAUUUGAUAGUGAAUUGACAGGAAACAGCAUAAGGAGAAAGGGGGAAGACGUGCGGCMAAGGUCACCAGGCCGGGAAUCGARCCUGCGACGGCCACAUUGAGGACUAGGGCCUCCAUAUGUGGGUUGUGCUUAACCCCUGCRCCACCACAGCACCCCAACAGUCCACUCUUGUUCAAGAUUGAGGUCGAUUCUACAGGGGCUUGCACUCAUUCUGUAACAGCAAAGCCAUUUGUGGUUUAUAUCGAUUUUACAGGCGUUAGAUGUUUACUUGAGGUCAGGGACACAUUUAUGUUGAGUUCCUUCAUCCUCUGUCCCUACUACUUCUUCAAAUCAAGAGGGCAAAAAGUAAUCUUGGGCUCAAAUAUUUUUUCAGAAUCAAUUUUACAAAGUUCUCAGUCCUGUUCUAAUUUUAAAAAUUCUUCAUACAAGUUUUAGCAAUUGAACAUARAAUAUUUUCCAUUUUGUCUUUUUACGCCAUUGGUCCAGACUUGAAAGAUACCAAAAUGAAUGUGUCUACUUUUUCAGAUUGUGUAGGAACUUAAUCAUCGCAGUAGGAAAUGUUAAGAACACUGAACCUGGAAGCAGCUGUCAUUCAUGUAGUUAUAUUGAAUAUUGUUGAAGUUGGCUGCUUACAUGUUAAAUACUCCAAACGUCACGUACAUUAGAUGUGUCGUAAUUGGACACAAGAACAAAAGAAGGCGAAUGACCCCAGGUCUCAUCAUGGCUGGYACUUUUAAAGUUAAGGGAAAUUUUCUCAGAAACCUUCCUAAAUCUGCAGGUUAGUCAGGUCCAUUCACUCUAAUGUAGGUGCAUAUAUAAAGUAAUCGCUGUAUGCAUGGAAGUGUUUUUUUUUUUUUGUGUGUGUGUGUUAGUACAUAAAUGAGAAUACUUCAAUUUUUAAUUUUUAAAGCAACUGUUACUAAACUUUGAGAACUUUUCUUAAGUAUACAAAAAAACCUUAUUUGGGGUUUCGACUGUAGAUUUUAAACAUGCAAGUCUGCUGCUUGAUGCACCAAAAAGGAAAACAUUGAAACUACAACCACUGUCAACAGCAGUGSCCACUAUGGACAGGAUUAGUUCUACGUUUUUCCAUGCAUUGUUAUUCCACAUCAAGAAAUCCUGAGUCACCUGCAGUUUUGGUCAAAUUUAUUGUCUUCUUUUGUAGAAUGGCAAGACAAGUCGUAAGCAUCUGCCUUUGUUUUGAAAUAAAAUGUUUUGAAAAAUGA
Molecule: messenger RNA, 2180 nt
Organism: Poecilia reticulata (guppy)
Lineage: Eukaryota; Metazoa; Chordata; Actinopteri; Cyprinodontiformes; Poeciliidae
Gene: bag1
Product: BCL2 associated athanogene 1
Biological process (GO): protein stabilization
Cellular component (GO): cytoplasm; nucleus; cytosol
Molecular function (GO): adenyl-nucleotide exchange factor activity; protein-folding chaperone binding
Source: RefSeq, a predicted model, not a curated record